GAUUCUUUAAUUUUCUCUCAAUUCAACACUCCACUUUACUCAUCUUGACUGCUUUUCUCACCAUCUUCUACACCAUUCAUAACUUCAAUCACACAGUUUCAAAUUUCUAAUUCUUUCUCCACCCUUCAGUUUCUCCAAGAACAACCCCAUGUCAAAUUCUCAAUCUUCAUCUUCCUGUUCUUGUCGUUUAUGUUUCUUAUUUAUUCUACUAAUCAUUCAACUUCUCAAUCUCACCACAACAGCACAAGCAAGCCUCUGCAGAACCGCCUGCGGAGACAUUCCAAUCAACUACCCUUUCGGCAUUGACGACGGCUGCGGCAGCCCCUAUUACAGACACAUGCUCGUGUGCUCAGAUUACGGCAAGCUCGAGCUCAGAACGCCUUCCGGAAGAUACCCAGUUCACAGCAUAAGCUACUCCGAUCCUCACAUUCUUCUCAACGAUCCAUUCAUGUGGAAUUGUCAAGAUGGAGAUAACUUUCGUGCCACCAGACCCUUUAGUCUUGACACAAGCACUCAUUUCUCACUCUCUCCUCAAAACGACUAUCUCUUCUUCAACUGUAGUGAAUCCAACGUGAUCGUCGAGCCGAAGCCGAUCUUUUGUGAGCGGUUCCCUGAACGUUGUGAUUCAUCGUGUGAUAGUUCCAGCUAUCUUUGCAGGCACUUACCGGACUGUGCCUCGGCUUUGCAUGGUAGUUCUUGUUGCGCUUAUUAUCCUAAAGCGACUGAGUCCUUGAGGUUGAUGCUUAAGUAUUGUGCUUCUUAUACGAGUGUAUAUUGGAGAAAUAUUGGAAACAAUCCGCCUUAUGAUCAGGUUCCGGAGUAUGGAAUUAGAAUCGAUUUCGAUAUUCCAGUGACAACUCGUUGCUUGCAGUGUCAGGACAUGACAAAGGGCGGUGGAACUUGCGGAUUCGACCCGGAAACACAAAAUUUCUUGUGUUUAUGUGGCAAAGGAAAUGUCACUACUUAUUGUAGAGAUCAUACCCUUUCCAAGCAUAGCAACGCCGGAGUGAUUGCAGGGACAGUGAGUGGAGUUUCAGCUGCUGGGGUUGUAGCCAUUGGAGCUGGUGUUUGGUACCUGAAGAAAGUGAGAGCAAAAGCACCAGUUACAUGUGGGGUUCAAAGCAAUGAUAAUAGGCUUUUCUAAAAACAAUCAAUCAAUUAUCUUCUUUAUUCUUGUUUUAUUAUUCUUUGAAUUGCUUUUUUCACUUUAGGAUUUCUCCUUUUAUGUUUCUUUGUUUAUACACAAUGUUGAGAGAAUUACCCCACUUUAAUUUAUAGAGUUUGUCACAAA
Pistacia vera is the source of this 1291-nucleotide messenger RNA. RefSeq lists its product as uncharacterized. The transcript has 3 exons. Bases 149 to 1144 code for a protein of 331 amino acids. The record is from RefSeq and is a predicted model, not a curated record. NCBI's taxonomy places the organism in Eukaryota, Viridiplantae, Streptophyta, Magnoliopsida, Sapindales, Anacardiaceae. Gene Ontology annotation, molecular function: polysaccharide binding.